Messenger RNA from Diaporthe batatas, 1080 nucleotides. RefSeq lists its product as uncharacterized. Lineage: Eukaryota; Fungi; Ascomycota; Sordariomycetes; Diaporthales; Diaporthaceae. The record is from RefSeq and is a predicted model, not a curated record. The transcript is spliced from 3 exons. Bases 1 to 1080 code for a protein of 359 amino acids.
AUGGAGACAAUGAAGGACUAUGGAACGGCAUCUUACAACUCCGAGUCCGAUGGACGCGUGAUAUACACUUGCAAGGCUGCCCAAGACCAACACCCAGAAGGUAGAGGGUUUGACUGUCGUCUUACCUUCUUCACCCUCCGUCUUGGUGUACUCUUCCACUGGGUUACGCACAGAGAUGUGGUCAUCUCAGGUUCGGCGCUUCUGAGGAAGCUGCUCGGCCAUUUCCCUCGUGAUCGCUUCCAGAUCGUCCAGGCCGUCGACAUCACUCCCAUCGAGUCAAUCCUCAAGACCAAACUUUUUGAUCACAACUGGAUUCUUUGGACCUUGCAAUACCUGCAAUUCGCCCAUGAUUACCCAAAAGGCCACCCAGAUCGCCGGCCGUUCCCGGACGCCCUCGCUUUCGCGCUUUCAGCCGACCAUGGCAUCUCGGAAUUGAUUGGUUUGUGCACUGUUGCGACUUUCUUUGGCAUCCCCCAUCUCAAGGCGAUCGUCAUAUCUGGUUGGAACUUCUACCACACAACGCUCUUGAAGAAUAUCUUGCUCGUCUCCAGCGAGGGUUCUACGGGAACGGCGCAGUGGAUGAGGCAGGCCAAUUUAUCCAGCCAACUGCAGCACGUGGCCGACGCCGUCGAGAGGGCCGCUCCCAUUGUCCCUCGCGAUAGUCACAUGUGGAUCUCAGUUGCGCGCUUUCUGCUCGCCUUGCGCCAGGUCCUCGACGGCACCGACGGCGGAGAACAAGUCAGGCAGGUCAUCGCGCGGCUCAACCCGAUCGCCCCCUUUGCCCACGCCUGCGUGGAAGUAAGCCUUAACAUCCGGCCCGCCAGUCUCGUGGGCGUGUUCCGGUCACCCGUGGACUGGAACCUGCAGUGCGAGACUUGUGCAUGCACAGCCUGCGCGAACGUCAUCUUCGCCCGGGACCUUGUAGCACGGACGGCCGAUGAGAUUGCUGGCGGCGCGGUUCAAAAGUCUGCGCUGGUCAAUCCAUUCGACGGCUUUAGGACUCUUUUCUGUGACUUCUGCACCCAACGCUGUGGUGUGCCUUGGGCCGGAGGAAACAAGCCGUGUGUCCCACACGAGUAA